AUGUGCAAGCUCUGCAGAGACGGAAAAUCGCUCAAUUGGAGGAGAAGCUGGAGGCCCUGGAGUCGGGCCGCGCAGUCAAGCAAAGGUGUGGCUGCUAUCGCACGCAGUAUUCAGUUGCAUUGCUCACCAUCUGUUAGGCAAACAAUCUGGUAUGUUGCUAAAGGAGGAGCAAUCAGGCGUGUUGUCGCCCUGUUCGAUAGUAUCGAGGACCUCGUCGCCGAAAACGACAGAAGAUAUGAGAUCGAAGACCAGGAGACUACCAUCGAACAGGAUCGACUUCAAAUAGGUUAUACUACCCUAACCAAAACGCUGCCGUGGUUCUACAAGAAGGGUUCAGAGAUGGAGUACGAGGAGUACAUGCACAUGUUAAAGAUGCUUCGACAGGGGGCUGAUGGCGCUCGAGGAGAUGACACUUCGAAACUGAAGACUCUCGUUUCGGAAUGGAUCAACCGUGAAUUUAAGCCGGAUUUUCCUGUUGACCAAGACGAUAAGCAUUCCCGUGGAUUCACCCAUGAUGUGUGUGGCAGGUUGCUCUGUCCGGCAGAGCUUGACUGGAAUAACCCAGAAGUAAGGGCAGGCAUCCGAAAUCGCUCAGAUGGGUAUAUCGUCACAGAUCUAUCCUUUCCCACUUACUUGUAUGAUAAGUACACUUCCAAUCCGGACGAUCUUGAGGAGGGCCUUUUCAAGGGCAAGAUUCUCAUUCAGGCCUACAAGGCUGUGUUCACGUCUCCUUCCUCAGCAAAAGACGUCGAAGGCGACGGCGACGGCGCGGAUCACAAAUCAUUCAUUUGGAGAAAGUCACUCCUCGCUCGAUCGCAUAUAUCACAUGUGCGAUUCGCACUUUCUUCAGUUACCUCCUGGCGGUCCAUGGAUGGCGACUUCGACUACCAACAAUUCUGGCAGACCAUCGUUGACUUUUUCGAAAGGGCCCCUGGUCGAGAAGCGCAGCGCAGGGUACAGCAACUUCUCGAAUGGUGGACUAGAAAAGUUUUUGGGAGGAAUCGCCGAGGCGAACUUAGCGACGCAAUGAAGGCCAAUAUGUCUGUCAACGCUCUCGUAAGGCAGAGAGCACAACGUGAUGACGCCGCGUUUGAUUCACCCUAG
Molecule: messenger RNA, 1104 nt
Organism: Suillus plorans
Lineage: Eukaryota; Fungi; Basidiomycota; Agaricomycetes; Boletales; Suillaceae
Exons: 8
Coding region: 1-1104 (367 amino acids)
Source: RefSeq, a predicted model, not a curated record